UUCACUUCCAGCGCCAAAUUAAGAAAAAUUGAAAACCCUAGCCAACUAAGAAAACCAAAAAAAAAAGAGUUGUAGUAACAAGUAAGAGAGAGAGAGAGAGAGAGAGGCAGUCAACUAAAACAGACGGUGAACUCAUUUUGGCACAUGUCACGACGACUGACUAAUGUCAAUGUGUGUCUGUCAGAUCUAUCUCCCUUCUCCGUCGCCAUCCACCACCCACCAUUCAUUUCAAUCAAACUUAUGAUUUUUACCUGAUACAUCAAUAUUCAUCAACUGCCCAUCUUCAAAUUCAUGAGUACUUGUUGUUGUUGUUGUUGUGAGUUAAUGUAAAUCUCUCUCAUUCUUUGUUUGAUUUUGUUGAGGUUGCUGAACCAUGUCGGAAAUGCGGGUGUCUGACCCGAGCAAGCUCCACCUCAAGAAGGAGCUCACCCAAAUUCGAAAAGCUGCUCGUGUAUUGAGGGAUCCUGGCACAACAUCUUCCUGGAAAUCACCCCUCAGCUCCUCAAGAUCUGUAGCUGCAUGGAAGGACAGUGGGAGUACAAGGUUCACUGCCACUGCCAACCCCAAUUCUCAACUUGAUUCAGCACUGCCACCUUCUAUCAAUGAUAAAGACAAGAGGGUCUUCUUGUAUAACUGGAAGAAUUACAAAUCGUCUAGUGAAAAGAGUGGAGUGCCCAAGUACAAUGUGGAGGAAGAAGAACAAGAAGAAGAAGAUGAAGAUGGCGAUGGAUCUUCUUCACUUCUGGGAAGUUUUGAGGACAGCUUGAGUGACGCACGCAAUGCUUGUGAUUUGAAGAGUGAUGCUGGGACUCGCGCUUCCAUUUUCCUCUGUGGGGAUGCAAAUCCUGUUUCCAAGGGCACACCUGCUGCCAGAAGAACUACCCCUAUGAAGAAAAAGAGUAAGAAAACCAACCCUCAUCUUGAUUUUUUAGCAGCAAAACACCAGCAUAAUAGACAAACCAAUCUAGGUAGAAAACUUGUGAGCUCCAACUCCAAGCCAUUGCUAGAGGGGCGUCCUUCCAUGCCUUUUUUCACCAGGGAUGACUUGGUUGAGCACUCUGAUGAUACUGAAGAUUACUGUCAUUCGGAGGAUGUAAGAGGGGUUUCCGGGGCCUCUCCUUUGCUUGCCAAACUCAAGAACAAGAAUUGGUCUCGUUCUUCCUCCAAGUUGUUGAGAAGAAGCCGGAAAGAGGACUCUUCUUAUUCAUAUAGUACCCCUGCAUUGUCAACCAGUUCUUACAAUAGGUACUGUGGUCACCGUGAUCCAAGCACUGUUGGAUCCUGGGAUGGUACCACAACCUCAAUGAACGAUGGUGAUGAUGAGAUUGAUGAUCAUUUGGAUUUGCCUGGCCGCCAAGGAUGCGGAAUUCCUUGCUAUUGGUCAAAGAGGACACCCAAACACAGAGGGGCGUGUGGGAGGUGUUAUUCUCCUUCACUGUCAGACACUUUGAGGAGGAAGGGAAGCAGCAUGCUAUGUGGAAGUCAAACUUUUUAUCCAAACCACAGGAGAUCCUUUUCAGCCUCCAACAAGCGGAGAAUUUCUUCAAGGAGUGCUCAAGGUGUUCUUCCAUUGCUCACCAACAGUGGCGAUGUUAGAGAAGGGUCAUCUAUAGGAACUGGUAGGAGUGAUGAUGAACUUUCUACAAACUUUGGGGAGCUUGAUCUUGAGGGCUUGAGCCGACUGGAUGGAAGAAGGUGGUCGACAAGUUGUAGGAGUCAAGAAGGAUUGGAGAUUGUAGCUCUCAACGGGGAAGGGGAGGAUGGAAGCACGCCAGAUAACAGUCGGAGUUUCAGCCAGAAGUAUAAACCUAUGUUCUUUGGUGAGCUGAUUGGGCAAAAUAUUGUGGUUCAGUCACUUAUCAAUGCUGUUUCAAGGGGCCGAAUUGCUCCAGUAUAUCUGUUUCAAGGUCCCCGUGGGACUGGUAAAACAUCAACAGCUAGGAUAUUUGCUGCUGCCUUGAAUUGUGUGGCUUCUGAUGAGAGUAAUAAGCCUUGUGGCUACUGCAGGGAAUGCACUGAUUUCAUUUCUGGCAAGAGCAGUGAUCUCGUGGAAGUUGAUGGAACUAAUAAGAGGGGAAUCGAUAAAGCUAGAUAUCUUCUGAAAAGACUGUCAAUUGGGUCUUCAUCCUCCUCCUCACGAUAUACAGUUUUUGUUUUUGAUGAGUGUCACUUGUUACCCUCCAAGACAUGGCUGGGAUUACUCAAGUUUCUGGAAGAACCACCUCAGCGAGUUGUAUUCAUAUUUAUAACAUCUGAUCUUGACAAUGUGCCACGGACAAUACAAUCUCGAUGCCAAAAGUACCUUUUUAAUAAAAUUAAAGAUGGGGAUAUUGUGAUCAGGUUGAGGAAAAUAUCGACUCAGGAGAGCCUCGAUGUUGAAACAGAUGCACUGGACCUCAUUGCUAUGAAUGCAGAUGGUUCACUUCGAGAUGCAGAAACAAUGUUAGAGCAGCUUAGUUUGCUAGGAAAAAGAAUUACCACUUCUCUUGUCAAUGAACUUGUGGGAGUUGUUUCAGAUGAAAAACUAUUGGAACUUUUGGAGUUAGCAAUGUCAUCAGACAAUGCAGAGACAGUGAAAAGAGCCAGAGAAUUGAUGGACUCUGGGGUUGAUCCAAUGGUUUUAAUGUCUCAACUAGCUGGCCUUAUUAUGGACAUUAUUGCUGGAUCGUAUACUGUCGUUGAUGUCAAACCUGAUGAUUCACACUUUGGCGGACGUAGUUUGAAUGAAUCAGAGUUGGAGAGGUUAAAGAAUGCUUUGAAGCUUCUCUCAGAGGCUGAGAAACAGUUAAGAACAUCCAGUGAACGCACAACAUGGUUCACAGCGACUCUAUUACAGCUUGGUUCUAUACCUUCUCCAGAUCUUACUCAGUCAGGCACCAGUAGGAGGCAGAGCAGCAGCAAGACAACUGAAGAUGAUCCAUCAAGUGCUUCUAGAGAUGUUACUUCUUUCAAGCAGAAGUCAGACCUAUCCCCCGCAUCACAUCUAAAAGCAGCAAACGGAAGUUCCGUCCAUCAAAAGGUUAUAUCCUCAAGGAUUGAUGGUUUCAUCAAGAGACCGAAGCCGUCAAAUAGCCCUGCUAGCUCCACAGUGGUCUCAUCUGAUGAUCUUAUUGUUGGGAAUGCAAUGUUUAGAUGCAUAGAUUCAGGGCAGUUAGGUGACAUUUGGGCACAUUGUAUUGAGAGGUGUCACUCUAAGACAUUAAGGCAGCUGCUACACAAUCAUGGAAAGCUUGUGUCCUUAUGUGAAGUUGAAGGUGUUCUGGCAGCAUAUGUUGCAUUUGGGGAUGGAGACAUUAAACUUAGGGCUGAGAGGUUUUUAAGAAGCAUUACAAACUCCAUGGAAAUGGUUCUUAGACGCAAUGUGGAGGUCAGAAUUAUCCACUUGCCAGAUGAAGGUGAAAUUCAGAUUAAUCCACCGGGUGAAAACCAGGCAGAGUCAAAAAUGGCAAGUGCGAAGGAACAAAGACGAGGUCAUAUGAAUGGAACAGAGUCUUAUUCUAAUUUGCCUCCUGUACUGGAUGGAAAACUUCAAUCUGCCACUAGUUCAUCAGAUAUUCGGGCUGAAGGAAAUGUUACGAGAGAGAGGAGACAGGAUAAUCCAAUGCAGCGAAUUGAGUCCAUCAUUCGGGAACAAAGGUUGGAAACUGCCUGGUUACAGGCUGUUGAAAAAGGUUCCCCUGGAUCAUUGAGUCGUCUGAGACCUGAGAAGAAUCAGGUCCUGCCGCAGGAUGGCAUCUACUGCGUAGACCCGAAGGAGCCCAUGGAUUCAACUAGAUUUUCCUCUCAUCAGCAUUGGGAAGAUGACCUCAAUAAUAGUUUGAAAGCAUUGAGUAUUAAAAAUGGAAGGGUCCUGCAGAAGGAUCAGAUUAGUAAAAGGGCAGAUCAUUAUCCUAUGUCCCCAAGUUUAUUGCAUGACAACAGUUUAGCAACAAUUUCUGGAAAAGAUAAUCUGGGAUAUGAGUCCAGCUCCAGACCAGGAGGUUGUGGAUUUUUAUGUUGGAACAAGUCCAAGACUAAAAGGGUAGUUAAGGUGAAAGGCACCCCAGUUAGAGCGCGUAAAGCUGGUUGUUUAACGUUGUUUGGUGAAUGUGGUGGUAAGACAAAGAAAAAGGAGCGGAGAAGAUAAGGUGGUUGGUUUAUCCGGCAUUGGAUAUUUUCUUUCUUAUUUUUUCCCCACAAUUUUUCUAUGUUUUUUUUUCCUCGAUCUAUUUUUGUAAGAUCGGCUAAUUCAAAGAAAGGCAUCCAUCCGGUCCGAAGUUGUCGGAACGAAUCGUUUGCUUUAUCGAACAAAGCUUUAUUUUUUUAGGGAGUCGCGAUUCUUCAAGGAUGUGAGAGUGAAAUGUGAAGGUUAUGUAGUUCAGCAACUUGUGUGAUCCUUUUGCUCCAUCCUUUAUUCACGGAAGUAAUAAAGAGGAACUUUGAAACA
Messenger RNA from Lotus japonicus, 4426 nucleotides. Its product is annotated as protein STICHEL. Lineage: Eukaryota; Viridiplantae; Streptophyta; Magnoliopsida; Fabales; Fabaceae. Gene Ontology annotation, molecular function: DNA-directed DNA polymerase activity; ATP hydrolysis activity; ATP binding. The record is from RefSeq and is a predicted model, not a curated record. The coding region runs from base 374 to 4126 and encodes 1250 amino acids. Gene Ontology annotation, biological process: DNA repair; DNA-templated DNA replication. The transcript has 6 exons. Gene Ontology annotation, cellular component: nucleus; DNA replication factor C complex; DNA polymerase III complex.